Messenger RNA from Cavia porcellus (domestic guinea pig), 2509 nucleotides. It is a transcript of the gene Fbln5, whose product is annotated as fibulin 5. Lineage: Eukaryota; Metazoa; Chordata; Mammalia; Rodentia; Caviidae. Bases 347 to 1693 code for a protein of 448 amino acids. The record is from RefSeq and is a predicted model, not a curated record. The transcript has 11 exons. Gene Ontology annotation, biological process: elastic fiber assembly. Gene Ontology annotation, molecular function: calcium ion binding.
UGAGGAGUCUAGCCAGUUGGUGAGCGCUGUAAUCUGAACCAGCUGUGUCCAGACUGAGGCCCCAUUUGCAUUGUUUAACAUACUUAGAAAAUGAAGUGUUCAUUUUUAACAUUCCUCUUCCAAUUGGUUUAAUGCUGAAUUACUGAAGAGGGCUAAGCGAAACCAGGUGCUUCCGCGAGGGCUGCGCAGCGGCUCGGAGCACCCGGCUCUCCCCAGCCCUCUGCUCUGCUCGCCGCCGCCUGUACAGGGUCCCCGGGAGCCCGCCGGCCAGCCCAGCGGAGCUCCUCCGAGCGCCCCGCCGCCUGCUCCUUCUUCCCGCGGCCUCUUCUCCCCGCGCGUCUUGGACAUGCCAGGAUUAAGAAGGCUACUCCUCGUUAUGUUUCUGGCUCUCUGUCUCCCAAGUCCUGGGAAUGCACAGCAACAGUGCACGAACGGCUUUGACCUGGAUCGCCAGACAGGACAGUGUUUAGAUGUUGAUGAAUGCCGGACCAUCCCCGAGGCCUGCCGAGGAGACAUGAUGUGUGUCAACCAAAACGGUGGCUAUUUGUGCAUCCCCCGAACAAACCCAGUGUAUCGAGGGCCCUACUCAAAUCCCUAUUCAAACCCCUACUCAGGUCCGUACCCAGCAGCUGCUCCACCAGUCUCAGCUGCAAACUACCCCACAAUUUCAAGGCCUCUUGUCUGCCGCUUUGGAUACCAGAUGGAUGAAAGCAACCAGUGUGUGGAUGUGGACGAGUGUGCAACGGAUUCCCACCAGUGCAACCCCACCCAGAUCUGCAUCAACACAGAAGGGGGGUACACCUGUUCCUGCACCGAUGGGUAUUGGCUUCUGGAAGGCCAAUGCUUAGACAUCGAUGAGUGUCGCUAUGGUUACUGCCAGCAGCUCUGUGCGAAUGUUCCUGGAUCCUAUUCUUGUACAUGCAACCCUGGUUUUACCCUCAAUGAGGAUGGAAGGUCUUGCCAAGAUGUGAACGAGUGUGCAACUGAGAACCCCUGCGUGCAAACCUGCGUCAACACUUACGGAUCUUUCAUCUGUCGCUGUGAUCCAGGAUAUGAACUGGAGGAUGAUGGUGUUCACUGCAGUGAUAUGGACGAGUGCAGCUUCUCUGAGUUCCUCUGCCAGCAUGAGUGUGUGAACCAGCCCGGCACAUACUUCUGCUCCUGCCCACCAGGAUACAUCCUGCUGGAAGACAACCGCAGCUGUCAGGACAUCAACGAAUGUGAGCACCGGAACCACACAUGUACCGCUUUGCAGUCUUGUUACAAUUUGCAAGGGGGCUUCAAAUGCAUUGAUCCCAUCCGCUGUGAGGAGCCUUAUCUGCAGAUUGGUGACAAUCGCUGCAUGUGUCCUGCUGAAAAUCCUGGCUGCAGAGACCAGCCCUUCACCAUCUUGUUCCGGGACAUGGAUGUGGUGUCAGGACGCUCUGUUCCUGCUGACAUCUUCCAGAUGCAAGCAACCACCCGCUAUCCUGGAGCCUAUUACAUUUUCCAGAUCAAAUCUGGGAAUGAAGGUCGAGAAUUCUAUAUGCGGCAAACAGGUCCCAUCAGCGCUACCCUGGUGAUGACACGUCCCAUCAAAGGGCCUCGGGACAUCCAAUUAGACUUGGAGAUGAUCACUGUCAACACGGUCAUCAACUUCAGAGGCAGCUCUGUGAUUCGACUGCGGAUAUAUGUGUCACAGUACCCAUUCUGAGCCUCGGGCUGUAGCCUUGGACACUGCCUCUCCCAAGCACCAAGGGACAGGACAAGAGAAGAAAUAUGAGAAAGAAUGACAGCGAGACAGAGGUUGUGCUUUCCUGCUGAACGAUUCCCUGAGGAGUCAGCCGCAGGUGUCCUGACUCACGCUGUACUAUGCAGACCUGUUGCUCUGAAGGACACCCAUCCCCGGUUCCUAAGACGCAGUUAUCAAAAAUGCAGUUAUCAUCACUGGCCUCCUGAUGCUGGCGAUUCUUCAAGGCCUUCAGUUUAUUUCCAUCUUUUUCAAAGAAAAUAGAUUCACUUUGCUGGGGUAUGAGUCUAUGUUCAAAGACUGAGAGAAGCUUGCUCUCACCUCCUGCACUCCUUUCUCUGUCUCUCGCUGUGUUGCUGCUUUGCAAAGGCCUCAAGAGCUCCAUGGGAAUGCUGGGUAUAGCUAGUUUGCUUCUUGCGUGUACCGAGAAGGCUAUGGAAACAAACCACAGCAAGGAUCUAAGGGUUUUAAAGAAUCUAUUUCCAAACCACGUCUGGUAUUUUCAGCCAUAAAAGUUUUACUUGCCCUUAAAUUUAUAUAACUGUUUAAUCACUUCUGCUCAUUUUGAGUAUAUUUUUUAAGUAAGUGGUUAAAUUCCUUCAAAAGGCCUUUAGAUGCAUGUUAUGUUCUGUCUUCUCAAACCCAGCCUCUUCUCCAUUUUAGCUCAGUGUUGUGUUGUGUUUUGUCUUUGAGGACCCCUUAAUCAUGCUUUCUUGUGAAUUUUUACCCAACUGGUUGGAAGGCAGAAGUCUCCAAACUGAUUAAAUAUUUGAAGAGAGA